Messenger RNA from Beauveria bassiana ARSEF 2860, 1302 nucleotides. RefSeq names its product serine/arginine repetitive matrix protein 1. The coding region runs from base 1 to 1302 and encodes 433 amino acids. Gene Ontology annotation, biological process: nuclear envelope organization. The record is from RefSeq and is a predicted model, not a curated record. The transcript has a single exon. NCBI's taxonomy places the organism in Eukaryota, Fungi, Ascomycota, Sordariomycetes, Hypocreales, Cordycipitaceae. Gene Ontology annotation, cellular component: Nem1-Spo7 phosphatase complex. Gene Ontology annotation, molecular function: phosphoprotein phosphatase activity; protein phosphatase regulator activity.
AUGACCGAAGACAUUGAUUCCAUUGUCAAGGGGGCCCCCGUGGCCUCCCCGGCCAUCAAGGCGGCCGCGGCCGCCACCGGCACCAGUCCCAUCCUCCACCACGACGUCAAGCAGGGCGAUCCCUUGCACAACACCCCCAGCUCGCCCUCCAUGAUCUAUCUCAACCUCCUCAUCCUCGAGGCCUCUCUGCGCGCCCAGUUCCUCGAGCUGCGCGCCCGCAAGCGCCACCACACCUUCUUCCUCACCCUCCUCACCGCCUGGGUCUGCUUCUUUGCCUACAAGCUCUACUUUGCGCCCCGCGAGGACGGCCACGGUGUCGGCGGCUCCAUCUACUGGGCCGUUGAGGGCGCCCAAAAGGUCUGCUUCAUGGGCGGCAUCAUCACCGCCGUCCUCGUCUGGGCAACCGGCAUCUGGGACCGCGGUAUCCGCUGGCCCCGCCGCUGGUUCGCCAUCUCUAACCGCGGCCUGCGCGGCUUCAACUGCAAGCUCGUCCUCAUCCGCCGCCCCUGGUGGGCCGAGGCUCUCUCCUCAGUCGGCUUCUUUCUCACCUACGGCCUCUUCUCCCAUACCGCCAGCUCCUCCUACCGACGCGUCGACCCGUCCCUGCUGCGCGAGGUCGAAAAGGAGCUGCAGCUCUCUGCCGACGGUCAUCAUCCGACUUUAAUCCUCCCUCACCAAGAUGAUGUGCGAGGCGGACACGAAGAGGACCUCGCCCCUGGCGGCGACUAUGUCAAGCUGUUGCUUCUCGCCAAACCAUUCUCUCCCACCUUUCGCGAAAACUGGGAGCUCUAUCGAACAGAGUACUGGGAUCGAGAAAACGAGCGCCGAGCCCUGCUACGAGAAAAAGUAAAGGAAUAUGAUAUCAAGCUGGCCAAGUCCCAGCAUGGUUGGCUGUGGCGCCUGCCUUGGAAAAGGGCUCAGGUUAAGCGCCAGGAGACGCCCAAGGUCCUCCACAAGAGCCACAUUAGCACCGAAAAGCUUCACAAGCGUCGCAGCAGCAGUGUCCGGCGUGGCUCCGUCAGCUCAACACGCAGCGGCACCCCGUCCUUUGACCUCGAUGACGGCCACCCGACGACGCGCCGCACCGGAUCAAUCUCCAGCCUCGGUGAAAAGCGGCGAAAAAAGGCCACGAGCGUGGCCAAGUCGCGGAAGCAAGGUUCAGAGUCCCGCUCCGUCACACCAGACUUGCCGUCCUCUCCGCUGUCUGCGGACGCGCCUGUCAAGAGAGAGGCUACGCCUGACAGCGGCCGAGUGCUGCGCAGUGCUAGUGGGACGCCCAGAGACAAGACCCAGGCGAAAUGA